This is a messenger RNA of Paramecium sonneborni, 1490 nucleotides long. The record is from the annotation of a GenBank genome assembly. NCBI's taxonomy places the organism in Eukaryota, Ciliophora, Oligohymenophorea, Peniculida, Parameciidae.
AACCAUAAAAAAUGUAUAAGAAUUUAACAUCAUUGAUCUAGAAACCACUGACAUUUCUUUUUAAUAGAACAAUCAAAUCAUUAGUAGUUUCAGGUAUAUGAUAGAUUUAGUAUUAAAAUAGAUUAAAAACCAAAAAGAAAAAGUAAGAAGCAAUCUGGUCUUUCAGCUCUUGAUGAACUAUUAUUCAGGUAUACAAAACCUGAUUAACAAUUUCUUGAUGCAAAAUAUGGAUUUAAUGCAUAAUUUAUAGUAUAUGAAACGAAGGCAAGUUAUUGCGAUUUAUCUAAAUCAUAUUCAGGUGAGGAUAAUGAAAGAUUUAAAAAUAAUUAUAAAAGCAUAGUUUUACCAUUAAUAAUGAUAUACGGAUGCCAUCUUUAUAUGAAUGAUGAAACCAAAUGUUUUUUUGGUUCUUCAUCUUUAAAAAAAAAUUAAUUAGAUUAAAGAGUUGUAUUACUUUAAUAUGCAGCAAACAAUCCUAUUGAAGAUAGAUACAAAGUAAAUCAAUUGAAAAAUAUUAAUGGUUAUGCUGUAAGUGUUUUCGAUGGUCAUGGAGGUUGGUAAUUAGCAGAAUUAGCAAUGAAUAUCUUACAUGAGAAAAUAGAUUAUUAUAUACUGAAGAACUAAGAUUAAAUAUUGAAUCAAGAUGAUUUAAUUCAAUAAAGUAUAUGUUAAGCUUAUUCUGAUGUUGAAUAAGAAUUUUAUAAAGUUGCAUUAUAAGCAUAUAAUAUGGGAUUUCCAUCAGUAGCUAGAGUAGGAAGUUGUGCACUUACAGCUAUUGUUGUUGGAAAUAAAGUAUAUAGUGCAAAUUUGGGAGAUAGUAAAGGAAUUAUUGUGAAUGUCAGCAAUAAAAGUAUAAGUUUUGUUAAUUUUUAAAUAGUGAAUGAAAAAGCUUAUAAAAAAAUUAAUCAUACUUUAAAUGCAAACUCAAAAAAAGAAUAAAGAAGAUUAAAAUCUGUUUUUUCUGAUGAUGACAUAGUUGUUUGUAAAAAUGGAGAAAAAAGUUGUUAUGUUAAAGGAAGACUCUAACCAACUAGGUCUUUAGGCGAUUUUAGAUUGAAAUUCUAAGAGUUUAAUAAUCCUAAAAAUGUAUCUGAAGAUAAAGGAUAUUUAAAAUCUAUCUCGAAUUUUAAAGGACCAUAUAUUAGUGUAUCAUAUCUUAUAUAUAUAAAUAUAGUCUACACCUGAUUAGAAAGUAUUUGAAAUUCAAAAAGGAGAUAGAUACUUAAUUUUAGGAUCUGAUGGAUUAUGGGAUGAAUUAUCUAAGUCAGAAAUCUCUAAAGUAUUUUUAAGAUAUAUAUUUUAAGAUUGUCUAAAAGAAUUAAAAUAAUAAAGAUGAAAUCAUAAAAUAAAUAUUUGAAGAAUCCUUAUCUCAUGCAGCCAAAUCAAAUAAUAUGUCUGAUGAGGAUAUUAGAAAAAUACCAUUAGGCAAAAGAAGAAAAUUGCAUGAUGAUAUCACUGUUAUUGUUGUUGAUCUUUAAGGUUAAAUUUGA